Molecule: messenger RNA, 894 nt
Organism: Pseudoliparis swirei
Lineage: Eukaryota; Metazoa; Chordata; Actinopteri; Perciformes; Liparidae
Product: forkhead box protein B1-like
Exons: 1
Coding region: 1-894 (297 amino acids)
Biological process (GO): cell differentiation; regulation of transcription by RNA polymerase II; anatomical structure morphogenesis
Molecular function (GO): RNA polymerase II cis-regulatory region sequence-specific DNA binding; DNA-binding transcription factor activity, RNA polymerase II-specific
Source: RefSeq, a predicted model, not a curated record
AUGCCCCGGCCGGGGAGGAACACGUACAGCGACCAGAAGCCUCCGUACUCGUACAUCUCCCUCACGGCCAUGGCCAUCCAGAGCUGCCCGGAGAAGAUGCUCCCUCUCAGUGACAUCUACAAGUUCAUCAUGGACCGGUUCCCGUACUACCGGGAGAACACGCAGCGGUGGCAGAACUCCCUGCGGCACAACCUCUCCUUCAACGACUGCUUCAUUAAGAUCCCCCGCAGACCGGACCAGCCCGGUAAGGGCAGCUUCUGGGCUCUGCACCCGAGCUGCGGCGACAUGUUCGAGAACGGAAGUUUCCUGCGGCGCAGGAAGCGCUUCAAGGUGGGCGGCGUGCUGGUGACGGACCCGCUGGCUCCCACCAAGCCGCAGGACACCGCCCACUACCUGCGGCUCAGCGCGCUGCACGCCGCCGCGCACCUCCCGCCGAUGUCGGGCGGGUACACGCUGAGCUCCGUGUCGCAGCCGUCCAGCUUCAAGCACCCGUUCGCCAUCGAGAACAUCAUCGCCAGAGAGUACAAGAUGCCGGGCGGGCUGGCCGCCUUCUCCCCCGCCGGGUACCCGCUCCACCACCAGCUGGCCCCGGCCUGGCCGCACAUGUACGGCUCCGGGAUGAUGGACAGCGCGGCUCCGAUCUCCAUGGCCAGCGACUACUUGGCCUACGGCAUGCCGCUCAAGUCGCUCUGUCACGGCGGACAGACUCUCCCCGCCGUCCCGGUGCCCAUCAAGGCCGCCUCGGGGCCGCGCCUGCCGGGCAUGUCGAGCCUUCCCACACACAUGCCGGCUUUCCUGGCGAACUCUCCCCAGUCUCUGAGCCCCACCUCCCCUCAGACCGGCCGGAGCAGCCCGGUGGCGCCCGGUGAGGCGCGGCACGUGGCGGCGCACUGA